Messenger RNA from Glycine soja, 978 nucleotides. The record is from the annotation of a RefSeq genome assembly. Lineage: Eukaryota; Viridiplantae; Streptophyta; Magnoliopsida; Fabales; Fabaceae.
AUGGUAUUUGCAAGUUUAGAACAUAUAUUAACUCAUAUAUCGUUUUCGGUCGUAUCUAUUUUAAUUUCAAUUCAUUUGAUAACCUUAUUAUUUGUCAAAGAAAUCAUAGGAUUAUCUGAUUCGUCCAAAAAAGGCAUGAUAAUAACUUUUUUUUGUAUAACAGGAUUGUUAGUUACUCGUUGGGUUUUUUCAGGCCAUUUACCGUUUAGUGAUUUAUAUGAAUCAUUAAUAUUUCUUUCAUGGACUUUUUCCAUUUUUUAUAUGGUUCCUUGCUUCAAAAAAUCUAAAAACUACUAUUUAAAUACAAUAAUAACACCAAGUGUUAUUUUUACCCAAGGCUUUGCUACUUCGGGGCUUUUAACGAAAAUGCAUGAAUCGUUAAUAUUAGUACCUGCUUUACAGUCCCAUUGGUUAAUGAUGCACGUAAGUAUGAUGAUAUUGGGUUAUGCAACUCUUUUAUGCGGAUCAUUAUUAUCAGUGGCUAUUUUAGUCAUUACAUUUCAAGAACUCAUACAAAUUAUUGGUAAAAGCAAGAAUUUCUAUUUUUUAAAUGAAUCAUUUUCUUUUGCUGAAAUCAAAUACAUGAAUAUGACUGAUAAAAAUAAUGUUUUACAAAAAACUUCUUUUUUGUCUUAUAGAAAUUAUUAUAGAUCUCAAUUUCUUCAACAAUUGGAUCGUUGGGGUUACCGUACUAUUAGUCUAGGUUUUAUCUUUUUAACGAUAGGUAUUAUUUCAGGAGCAGUAUGGGCUAAUGAGGCAUGGGGAUCAUAUUGGAAUUGGGAUCCAAAGGAAACUUGGGCUUUUAUUACUUGGACUAUAUUCGCGAUUUAUUUACAUACUAGAAAAAAUAAAAAAUUGGAAGAUCUAAAUUCUUCAAUAGUCGCCUCCAUAGGUUUUCUUAUAAUUUGGGUAUGUUAUUUAGGUAUAAAUCUUUUAGGAAUAGGACUACAUAGUUAUGGUUCAUUUACACCUAAUUGA